GCAAAGACAAGUCUUCUUCUCAUUAAUUAAACUACAUAACUCGUUCAUCUUCGUGUUUAAAUAUAAUUUAAAGUUCAUCAAUCAAAUAUAAACCCCCCUUAUUGUUACUUAUCUAUUUCUAUAAGAAGAAAAGUAUUCCUUUCCCUGUGGAUACGAACCUUACUACACUAUACUACGUAUUAGUGUCGUAUUGUAUUAUUAUUUUGAGUGCAUCUCACGACAAGGUGCACGUCAGGCGCUUCAGUACGCCACCAUCACUCGACCCGAGAUAUCCUAUGCGGUUAACCGAGUGUGCCAAUUCAUGCAAAAACCAACAGAAACACAUUGGUCAGCUGUUAAGUGGAUCUUACGUUACCUAAAGGGUACAAUAUCUGAUUGUCUUGUGUUUAGCAAAAUGCAUGAUUCUCGACUUGUCACCUUCACUGACGCAGGGUGGGCAUCCGACCCAGAUGACUGUCGAUCGCAGCACGGUUUCUCAGUUUACUAUGGAGGAAAUCUUAUCAGUUGGUCAUCACGCAAGCAACAUGUUGUCUCUCGUUCCAGUACCGAGGCCGAAUAUCGGGCUAUUGCAUUUGCAACUGCCGAGCUUAUAUGGAUACAACAGUUGUUACAAGAGAUGGGUACACCAUUCACUGCACCACCAAUUGUUCUUUGUGAUAACUUGAGUGCCACUUUCCUCACUGCUAACCCUGUCUUUCACCAAAGGUCAAAGCACAUCAAGAUUGACUACCAUUUUAUUCGGGAACAAGUUCAGUCCGGUGAGCUCGUGGUUCGGCAUGUUCGAUCCAAUGAUCAAGUUGCAGAUAUCUUUACAAAGGCUGUAGGAACUGCUCUAUUUCAAGCUUUGCGCCGUCGUCUACUGGUUCGACCACCUCGCUAAGCUUGCAGGGGCAUGUUAAAGACAAGAUAUUGUAGCAAUCUUUAUAUAUAUAUAUAUAUAUAUAUAUAUAUAUAGAGAGAGAGAGAGAGAGAGAAGUGAUCAGGUCCAGCCGGAGGGACGGGAGCCGCCGUCCGAACUCCGCC
Molecule: messenger RNA, 1023 nt
Organism: Cuscuta epithymum
Lineage: Eukaryota; Viridiplantae; Streptophyta; Magnoliopsida; Solanales; Convolvulaceae
Source: the annotation of a GenBank genome assembly